GAGCAGCGGAUGAUUGGUCAGGAAAAAAAAGCCGUGGCCGCCUUGGUUCAUUGGAGACGAACGAGACCAGCGGCUGUUCAUAGCGGAAGUAACGGCGUGGGCGUGGGCAGUCACAGGGUCCCAUCCUCGAGACUUAUCUACGCUUUUUCUGGAAAGAGAAAAAAACGUUGUAAAUUUUUUUGAGCUGUCCAGUCUCAGUCUCCAUAGUCGUCUUACUUCCCCUGAACCCCCCCAUCCCUCCCCUCACUUUCUCUCUCUCUGUUUUUUCUUCUUUGCAGAUAGGCAUUCUCUGAGGAUUUCAUUUCCGUAGAUGGUAAUGGAUCCGCAUCUAAGAAGGUUCCCCGGUUUCACCAAUGGAAUCCAGCUGGGUAAUCAGUACCUACCGGUUCUUGCGGAUCAGGGUUUAGUUGGCGGACCCAGACCCAGAUUUCAAGACGCCUCUGUGGAUUGCACUUUCAGGGGAAUUCAAUUUCUUCCGCCGCCUAAUCCACCACCGAGUUGUGCAAGCACAAGCACAGUCCCUAGUGUGAGCCCUGAGGAGGAUUCUCAGGAGGAUUGCGAUUUUUCUGAUGCAGUUUUGGGGUACAUAAACAAGAUUCUCAUGGAAGAAGACUUGGAUGAUAAGACUUGUAUGCUGCAGGAGUCUUUGGAGCUUCAAGCUGCCGAGAAAUCCUUCUAUGAGGUGAUUGGGAAAAGAUACCCACCUUCGCCUGAUCAAAACCACUUCUAUGUUGAUCAAGGUGGUGAGAGGCCAGAUGAUAAUUUCGUUGGAAAUUACACUAGUUAUGUCAGUAGUAGCUUUUUAGUCGGUCCCAACUUUCGGGGUGAAGGCGAAUUUAAUCCGUGCCAAGUACAAAGUCUACAAUUUGAAGGCACAAAUGGAUCCUCUAAUUCAUCUUUUAGCUCUUUAAAUAGCGCCAGUGGUGUUGUAGAUGGAUUGCUGGAAUCUCCAAUUAGCACUCUUCAGGUCCCGGAUUUGUAUAGUGAGAACCAGUUAGCUUUGCAGUUCAGGAAGGGAGUCGAGGAAGCUAGUAAAUUCCUCCCAAACAGUGAGGACUUGAGUGUUAAUUUGAAUGUCAAUGGGUUUGUGCAUCAGGAACUGAAGGAGUGGAUUGAGGUGACUGUGAAGGCUGAGAAAAAGGAGUGGGGGGAGUGCUCACCAAAUGGGUCUAAGGGGAGGAAGAAUCCUCACAGAGAGGAUUUUGGUCUAGAAGAUGAGAGGAGUAGCAAACAGCCAGCAGUUUGUACCGAUUCCCCCUUGCGGUCUGAGAUGUUUGAUUUGGUGUUGCUUUGCAAUGGAGGGAAAUCCUUGAUGGAUCUCAGAGAAUCCCUGCAAAAUGGAACGAACAAAACAGUGCAGCAGAAUAUCCCAUCAAAGUUAUCCAAGUCUGGAAAGGGCAGAGGAAAGAAACCAAGAGACAAGAAGGAAGUGGUGGACCUGAGAACUCUACUGAUUCAUUGUGCACAAGCGGUUGCAGCAGAUGAUUGCAAAAGUGCGAAUGAACUACUAAAGCAGAUUAAGCAACACGCUUCUCCUUUUGGCGAUGGGAAUCAGAGAUUGGCCCAUUGCUUUGCCAAUGGGCUCGAGGCACGCAUAGCUGGUACUGGUAGCCAGAUUCAUAGAGCCAUUGUUAGUAAGAGAACAUCUGCUGCAGAUAUCUUGAAAGCUUAUCAUUUAUAUUGUGCUGUUUGCCCAUUUCGGAAGCUCUCAAAUCUUUUCUCAAGCAGAACGAUCAUUAAUGCAGCAGUGAAUUAUAUGCGAGUACAUGUCAUAGAUUUUGGGAUCCACUAUGGCUUCCAGUGGCCCACCUUCUUCCAACGUUUGUCAGAAAGACCCGGCGGACCCCCAAAAGUUAGGAUAACCGGGAUAGAUUUUCCCCGGCCUGGCUUCCGACCAGCAGAGCGAAUUGAGGAGACAGGGCGUCGCUUAGCAACUUAUGCUGAGAGCUUUAAUGUGCAAUUCGAGUACCAUGCCAUAGCAAAAAGAUGGGAUAUCAUUUCACUUGAGGAGCUCAAAAUCAAGAGGGAUGAACUGCUCGUUGUCAAUUGUUUGUAUCGGUUUCAGAACUUGCUUGAUGAGUCGGUGACUGCGGAGAGUCCGAGGAACAUGGUUCUUAACUUGAUAAGGAAGAUUAGUCCUGAUAUUUUCAUUCACGGGGUUCUUAAUGGUGCCUUCAAUGCUCCCUUCUUUGUUACACGGUUUCGCGAGGCUCUUUUUCACUUCUCUGCGCUGUUUGAUAUGCUUGAAGCUAAUGUGCCUCGCGAGGACUGGGAGAGGAUACUGAUUGAGAGAGAGAUUUUUGGGAAGGAAGCCUUGAAUGUUAUAGCUUGUGAGGGGUGGGAGAGAGUUGAGAGGCCAGAGACCUACAAGCAGUCACAACUCCGUAAUCUGAGAGCUGGGUUUGUGCAGCGCCCUCUGGACAGGGAAGUCAUGCGAAGAGCAGAAAUGAGGUUGAGGUCAAUUUACCAUAAGGAUUUUUCAAUUGAUGAAGAUAGCCAGUGGAUGUUGCAGGGAUGGAAGGGGCGAAUCGUUUAUGCCCUUUCGUCUUGGAAACCUGCAUAGGAAACCUGAAAAAUAAGCAUAUGUUGUUAGUACUGUUAGAAUCGUGGCCCUGCUAGCUUCAGUAUUCAGUUGGGAUAAUUGACAACCCGUGGUUAGGCUGUUCUUUAGCUCUCAAUUUACAAUUUCCUCUCUCAAGUAAAUUACUAUCCUGAUGGGUAAAUGGGGAAGCUGCUUUUACAAGUGACUACUUGACUGCUUACUACACAUCCUAGGAGAAUAGCCAGUGUGGGAAUUGUAAGUAUCACGAUUACCAAUGGACGAGUCUCGCAUAGCCUUGACACUAUUUCUGCUUAGAAGCUCUGCUCUUUGUACUCUGAACUCAUAUUCCAAUAGAUAUUUUUGGUUGCUGUAGCAGAUGCAUUCUCCUCUUUAGAAUCUAACAUUGUAAAGGAGAAAAUUGUGGGACACUUGCUAUAUGAUUAAGAAUAGCCUCUUUGGCCAUUGAUUUUCUGA
This is a messenger RNA of Malania oleifera, 3016 nucleotides long. Its product is annotated as scarecrow-like protein 9. Gene Ontology annotation, cellular component: nucleus. Gene Ontology annotation, molecular function: sequence-specific DNA binding; DNA-binding transcription factor activity. The transcript is spliced from 2 exons. NCBI's taxonomy places the organism in Eukaryota, Viridiplantae, Streptophyta, Magnoliopsida, Santalales, Ximeniaceae. The record is from RefSeq and is a predicted model, not a curated record. Bases 311 to 2563 code for a protein of 750 amino acids. Gene Ontology annotation, biological process: regulation of DNA-templated transcription.